AUGGGCGUUAUUGGCGAUGUUAAGGACACGCUGUCCAAGGCGGUGUUUAAUCCGUCCAGCCUGAUGUCCGGGCGAGGCGGGCUCCACAUGGCUCAGAUCGUUCUGUGUCUGGUCACCUUCGUCCUGGGAUUGUUCAGAGGAGGGAGCAGCCAUACCUACUGGAUCUACGCCAUGUUCACCUGGGCCUUCUGCCCCAUCAUGACCCUCAUCAUCACCAUCAUCGAGAUGUUCGGGCUCCAUAUAAUCCUCAACAUGUUCUGCAUGGACUGGGAGGACUUCACCACAGGGAUGGCCAUGUCCUCCUCUCUCAUGACCGUCUCCGUCGCCAUAACUUACGCCAACUUCUACGCCUGCCUGAAAUGCCUCUACGGCUGGAUAGUGAGCGUGUUCGCCUUCCUGUGUGGCUUCCUCUACAUGCUGGAAGUGGUGAAGGACAAGUUCCUGGACAAGAAGAAAGGGAGCUACCUGGCAGCUCUUCCCGGGUUCUGCAAGGUUCUGGAGGCCUUCGUGAGCUGCAUGAUUUUUGUGUCUCUCACCGGUUACAGAGACAAGCCAGCGCUGAUCUUUUGUGUCAUCGCGUACAUCAUCCCUUUCCCCAUCCUGCCUCUCAUCAUAGCCACCAACAUCUUAAAAAAACUGAAGAACUGUUUGCCCUUUAACCUGGACAGGUUUGUCUUUAUUUUCCUGGUGAUCUCAGUUGUGCUGUACAUAUUCACAGCCAUCAUGUGGCCCAUUUUCACGUUCAGACACAACCCACGUCCCAGCGACUGUCCCCCCAGCUUUUGUAUUUGGGCCAUUCAGUUCAUGGUUGCAUUUUUUACUUAUGUGAAUCUCAUCCUUUUUACAGUGGACCUGAUUUUUACACUUCUCGGCAUCUGUGGCUUUAAGCGAACAUAA
Gambusia affinis (western mosquitofish) is the source of this 897-nucleotide messenger RNA. Its product is annotated as myeloid-associated differentiation marker-like protein 2. Gene Ontology annotation, cellular component: membrane. The transcript has a single exon. NCBI's taxonomy places the organism in Eukaryota, Metazoa, Chordata, Actinopteri, Cyprinodontiformes, Poeciliidae. The record is from RefSeq and is a predicted model, not a curated record. Bases 1 to 897 code for a protein of 298 amino acids.